Carlito syrichta (Philippine tarsier) is the source of this 4238-nucleotide messenger RNA. RefSeq names its product DENN domain containing 2C (gene DENND2C). The record is from RefSeq and is a predicted model, not a curated record. NCBI's taxonomy places the organism in Eukaryota, Metazoa, Chordata, Mammalia, Primates, Tarsiidae. The transcript has 18 exons. The coding region runs from base 353 to 3160 and encodes 935 amino acids.
UUACCAUCUUAGAAGUACCUUUAUGGAGUUGAAUUACUUAAUAGAAGACAGGUACAUAGGUAGUGUAUGUGAAUGUAUUUAGGAAUAGGUGGGCAAUGUUUUAGUGCAGUUUUAAAUUAGGAAAUUAUAAAACUGUGUUAAUAUAUUUUUAUCUCAUCUUAAUAGGAUUAUUCAAGAUAAAGUUGUAACCAUUUCCAACAAGGAUCAAUGAUCAAAAUUGUUCUCUUUGAAAAGAGAUUUCCAGGUUAAACAUGAGAGGAAAAUACCGGAAUCAUUUGGAUUUGGACAGGAUAAAGAAUACAGUAUUUCACAGUUAAUUGUCAUGGAACCUUUGUAAGAUUCAUCACUCGUCAUGCAUCCACCUGGGAACAUGGAUGUUGGUUUUUCUCGUUCUGCUGUUCAGACGCUAUCAAGAAGCCACUGCAAAAACAUCAAACAAAAAAUUUCUCAGUGGGAAGGAAGGGCUAAUGGAAUAUCUAAUCCAGAAAAGUGGCGUCCAAAGGACUUUGGAGUGAGAUAUAACUGUCACCAAGAGAUUCUUCCUAAGAAAAUUCCUGUUGUGGAAAGCAAGGGCAAAAAUUUGGAUGUAACUAGUUCUCAAAAUGUGGGUCUGGAUAUCAAUGAAGAUGCCAAAAGCCAUGAUCAAAGUAAGGAUGAAAGUGAGAAACAUGAAUGUGAUGAUACACGCUUCUUUCCAAAUGAGUCAGAAUCCAGUUGGGUGUGUUCUCGGGUCAAACACAUGAAAAGCUGUAAAGAAGUUGUUUUGGAUCCAGAGACUUCAUUACCUCCAGGAAACUUUUAUACCUCACAAAUAUUGUGGAAGAAAAUAGAAGCACUUCCCCCAGAUAAAGUCUUAAAUUUGGCUUUAGAACAUUGUGAUUCUUCAGGAAAAAAACUAAAUUUCAGAGUUCUGGAUAGCUCAUGUGGAAUAACCAAGAGCUUAGAAAAUAUUUACUCUGAACCCGAGGGGCAAGAAUGUGGACCUUCUAUAAAUCCUUUGCCAAAACCUCGUAGGACAUUCAGAUAUUUAUCUGAAUCUGGUGUGGGGCCAUAUAAAGAAAAAAACUAUGACAAAAAGUACUGUGAAAGUCAUUCUUGUGCAGAAUCUUCUUUGGCCUCUUCUCAGGAAACUGAACCAAAGAAAUGUGGUGGAAAAAUCAGAGGAAGAUCUAAAAGGAAGUCUUUUGAAUUUGAGGAUAUUCAGCACUUUCGAAAUCGGAACUCCCAGAAGAUUCAUGAAGAACUUGGAAGAAAUUCUGGUUCAGCACUUUAUUACACACAGUCUGAGGACAAUAUCUAUGAGGAUAUCAUAUAUCCCACCAAAGAAAAUCCAUAUGAAGAUAUUCCAGUGCAGCCUUUACCCAUGUGGAGAUCCCCUUCAGCAUGGAAGCUACCACCCCCUAAAAGUGCUUUCAAAGCACCCAAGCUUCCUCCCAAACCCCAAUUCCUUCACCGGAAGACCAUGGAAGUGAAGAAUUCACAAGCAUAUAUACGCUCAAAGCUCGUGAAGGAUACCACUUUGCCUGUCACUUUAACUGAGUGGAAGCUUUUCCGAGCUGGAGAAGUUGCAAACAAAAAAAGGAAAAAUCUUCCAAGGCUUGUAUUGAAAAUAGAGGACAUAUUUGAAUCUAAGAGAGGGAAGAAGAGGGUAAAGAUUCACCCUUAUACUGGAAAAGAAGUACCUCCCACAAAAGGUGAAACCAGUGGGAACGAAAGUGAUGCCGAGUAUCUGCCAAAGAAUCGCCAUAAGCGCUUAGCACAACUGCAACAGUCUUCCAAGAGGAAUCCUCACUACCAGACCUUGGAGCGAGAUCUUAUUGAACUACAGGAACAGCAGCUAUUUGAACUCCUUGUGGUAGUGUCUCUACAAAAGAAACCAUCCGGAAUAAGCUAUAUUCCCCAGGUCAUACAACAAUUCCCUAGCAAGGGUGAUCAUGGCUAUAAGCAAUCCAAAGACACUGAAGAGAGGCUCAAAGUUAUCCCGAAAUUUUGUUUUCCUGAUUCAAAGGACUGGGUGCCAACCUCAGAGCUCAAGAGUGAAACGUUCUCCUUUGUCUUGACUGGGGAAGAUGGAAGCCGGUGGUUUGGUUACUGUAAGAAGCUCUUGCCAGAAGGCAAAGGAAAGCGCCUCCCUGAGGUCUACUGCAUGGUUAGUCGCUUAGGCUGCUUCAAUCUUUUUUCAAAGAUUCUGGAUGAAGUAGAGAAGAGGAGAGAAAUGUCUCCUGCCCUUGUUUACCCAUUCAUGCGAAGUGUCAUGGAAGCUCCUUUCCCAGCUCCUGGACGCACCAUCACCGUUAAGAGCUACCUCCCUGGAGCUGGAGAUGAGUCCAUUGAGCUUUGCCGACCACUGGAUUCCCGACUGGAACAUGUUGAUUUUGAGUGUCUCUUUAAGUGCCUAAGUGUGUGUCAUCUCGUCCGGGUCUGUGCCUCUCUUCUUUUGGAGCGGAGGGUAAUCUUUGUUGCCAACAGCCUCAGCACCCUGUCCAAGUGUGGCCACGCCGUGGUAGCCACCCUGUAUCCAUUCACCUGGCAGCAUACCUACAUACCAGUCCUGCCAGCAUCUAUGAUCGACAUUGUGUGCUCACCUACUCCGUUCCUUAUCGGAAUCCUGUCUUGCUCCUUACCACAGCUCCAGGACCUACCGAUUGAAGAGGUGCUGAUAGUUGAUCUCUGUGCAGACAAGUUCUUACAGGAGGUAUCUGAUGAGGAUGAAAUUCUACCACCUAAACUUCAAGCUGCCCUGAUGCAGAUUUUGGAAGAACGAAAUGAAAUCUUAGCUCAAGAGCAGAAUUUUUCACAAGUGGAUAUGACACUCAACUCUCUGGUGUCUGAAGCAUUUGUCAGGUUUUUUGUGGAGCUGGUGGGACAUUAUUCCUUGAACAUGACUGUCACCGAGCGUGGGGAGCGUGUAUUCCAAAGAGAGCCAUUCCGUAAGUCCCACACCUCCCGAAGUGUACGUCACUUCCUGGAACUCUUCAUGGAGACGCAGAUGUUUGCAGGAUUCAUCCAGGACCGCGAACUUCGAAAAAGUGGGGUUAAAGGUUUGUUUGAGGUCCGGGCCCUCCAGUAUUUGGAAACAAUUCCUGAGUCUGAGCCCAGUGGGGUGAAUAGAAUUUUGCGGAGUCUUGGAAGUAAAAUGAAAUUUCUGCAGAAGAAAUGAAAUCUUUGACUGUCUCCAUCCUAAAUAGAACAGAAAGUGCCAAAGAAAAUCUUUUUUCAAGGGUCAGAAGGCCUUGAAGUAUUCUACAAAACUCUUGAAAUUGUGCAAGGUUAAAGAGCAAGUGAGGCUCUCGGAGCAGGACUCUCCUACCGCGGCUGUAGUCAUCCCUGGGCAAUGGUUGGGAGGAGUCUGGAUCCAGUAUUCUUUUUACUUUUACUUUGCUGCCAAUUUUUUUUUCGUGGCCUUUUCUAUUUGAUUGUUGGACUCAUUCUCUGUAUUUGUGCUUAGUCUAUGGAGGUAGUUGUCUUUUACAAGGGAAAGGCUUUUUGGUGUUACAUUUUAAAAACAACUCAAAGACAAAUAUAGUGAGGGAAAUGCUGAGUUUAAGGUACUAGAGAGGCAUGAUAGAGUGCAGAACUGUUCUCAUCACUGGCAGCUUUAAAUCUGGACUAAGGAACAUACUCAUCAUCUAUCCUUUUUUUUUCCCCACUUAUGUGGGAACCCUACUUGUCCGCACUGUUACUGAGGACUUAGUAAAAGUAGACAUCUUACAGAUCCUCCUCCACACGGUGACAACCUGAGUAACUUCUCCCUCACAUGUCAACAUUCAACUCUGCAGAAUUACAGCGAAUACAAAAAUGUCCUUUCCAGGAACUACCUUGACUUUCUAGCAUCCACCAUGUGCCACACUCUGUGGUGUGUGAAAGUAUGUACUUCAUCUUAUCUAACCCUUAAGUCAACUUUAUGAGAAAGAUAUUUGGAUCUCCAUUUUACUAACAGAAACUGAAGUUCAGAGAGGUGAAAUAACUUGCUAAAGUUGUACAAGAGACAGAACUGAAGCCAGGACUUUUUUGAACUCAGAGAAAGUUGGUUAAUCCUAUAGUUUUGAUCUCCACAGGAUUAUUGCUAGUUUAAAAUGUUUCUAUUAAGUGUACCAGAGCCAUUUCUCAGCUCUGAGAAUAAGUGGCUUUACACUAUAGGUGCCAGGAUGACACUCUUUUUAUUCCCCUAGAAUUGUUGGACUUUUUGCUCUAGUUAGACUCAGAAUACAAGCAUUUCCUCAGCAUGUGCCACUUAA